AUGGGUCUGGGUAUGCUAUGGGGAAACUUCUAUUAUGUUUAUAUGGCUCGAAAACUAGCUUUCAAAGAACAACGUGGAGAUAUCUUUAUUGGUUUGCUAAUAUGUGCCGAUACAUUAGCUAUUAUUUCUCGUCGUCAUUAUCCAGCCUUUCUGCUUGGUCUAAUGCCAGUAGUUGCCGACUGGGCUCAUAGCACUAUCGUCGCAAGUGUCUCCGCUGGUUAUUCGAAUUUCACUGUAGCCAAUGUUCGAUUCUCGCCCAAUGUGACUUCCAUGAUUUCAACCUUCUCUUAUCAAGGUUUGGUUAACUUCUCAGGUGGUUCACUGUUGUUAUGCAUUGUUAUGACGGCUAUUUUAAUCUAUGCAAUCGACCGAAAAUUUAUUCAAGCAGCCGUAUGGUCAGUUAUUGCAGCUGUACUCUCUCUUUUUGGAGUAAUUCAUGCUAGCUCCGUGGGUUUAUUGAUUAAGCCUACCGAUGAUGGAUGGAGAUUCACAGUAGCUUAUUCUAUGAUGACAGUUAUAUUUGGAAUCUUUCAUUUAGCACAACGAAAAAACUGGAUCAAAGCCGCAGCAGAAGAAUCCAAUGACCUUUCACGUAGUGUAUGA
Molecule: messenger RNA, 603 nt
Organism: Rotaria sp. Silwood2
Lineage: Eukaryota; Metazoa; Rotifera; Eurotatoria; Philodinida; Philodinidae
Source: the annotation of a GenBank genome assembly